AUGACGCUCUCCCAGAAGAGACCGUGCAGACAAACCAAGCCCCCACGGACGGACGUACAGACAAACCAAGCCCCCACGGACGGACGUACAGACAAACCAAGCCCCCACGGACGGACGUACAGACAAACCAAGCCCCCACGGACGGACGUACAGACAAACCAAGCCCCCACGGACGGACGUACAGACAAACCAAGCCCCCACGGACGGACGUACAGACAAACCAAGCCCCCACGGACGGACGUACAGACAAACCAAGCCCCCACGGACGGACGUACAGACAAACCAAGCCCCCACGGACGGACGUACAGACAAACCAAGCCCCCACGGACGGACGUACAGAUUCCACGCCUGGUGACACUCUGGCCACUCUCCCGUCCCAUCGGCACCAUGUUCUGGUCUCAGGGUGUAGCUGCCCCUCUGGUGCUGGUGUUGAAUCCUCUCUUCCUAGUGUUGCUGCUGCAACAGCAGGUAGCUGAGGCUGAGGUCUGGGCUGAGGAUGAGGUCUGGGCUGAGGCCGAGAUAGGGGCUGAAGCUGGGGUUGGGGCUGGGGUCUGGGCUGAUGCUGGGGUCGGGGCUGUGGCCGGGGCUGAGGCCACGGUUGGGGACUGGGUUGAUGCUGGAGUUGGGGCUGAGGCCAAGGUCGGGGCUGGAGUCGGGGGCGAGGCUGGGGUUGGGGGUGAAGCUGGGGUCGGGGGUGAAGCCGUGGCUGAGGCUGGGGUCAGGGUUGAGGCUGGGGUCGGGGCUGUGGUUGGGGCUAAGGCUGGGGUCGGGGCUGGGGUCAAGGCUAAGGCUGAGGUCGUAGCCGGGGCUGGGGCUGAGGCUGUGACUGAGGCUGGGGUCGGGGCUGAAGCUGGGGUCGGGCGUGAAGCUGGGGUCGGGGGUGAAGCUGGGGUCGGGGAUGAAGCUGGGGUCGGGGCUGAAGCUGGGGUCGGGGCUAAAGCUGGGGUCGGGGGUGAAGCUGGGGUCGGGGGUGAAGCCGUGGCUGAGGCUGGGGUCGGGGUUGAGGUCGGGGCUGUGGUCGGGGCUAAGGCUGGGGUCAGGGUUGGGGCUGAGGCUGGGGUCGGGGAUGAGGCCGGACCUGGGGCUGAUGCCAGUUUUGGGACUUGUUUAGCUGGGGUCGGGGCUAGUGAGGCCGGGGAUGUGGCUGAGGUCGGGGCUAGUGAGGCUGAGGACGAGGUCAGCAGCUGUCCCAAGGGAUGCCUGUGUUGCUCCGACAUCUUCAGCUGCGCCGACCAGGGUCUGAAGGCGCUGCCCUCCGAGCUGCACGCAUACAUCAUCACCCUAGACCUCAACCACAACCACCUGACUGAGUUGAAGGAGGGAAGCUUUGCCACACUGCCCCGUCUGGAGUCCCUCCGCCUAGCUCACAACCGGCUGAAAUGCCUCGAGGCCGGAACCUUCCGGAACAGCAGCUCGCUACGGCAACUGGACCUGUCGUCCAAUCAGCUAGACAAAGUGGAGGUGCACUACUUCCUGGAGCUGACAGGAUUGGAGGAGCUGCUGCUCUUCAACAACCGCAUCGUUCGGGUGGAGAGCAAGGCCCUGGCUGCGCUCGGCAACCUGCGCAAGGCCUACAUCAGCCACAACCACCUCACGGACUUCCCAUUCUUCUCCAUCCAGGAGGACAGCCACCCCUUCCUGGCCACUAUGGACCUGUCCUCCAACAGCAUGUCCAAACUCCCCCUGGUGGACAUCGAGACCCUGCCGGCGGCCUUGCAGAGCGGACUCUUCCUCCAUAACAACACCCUGAUCUGCGAGUGCGAAAUGUACAACAUGUUCCGGCGUUGGGAACUGAAGGGAUUCACCUCCAUCAGGGAUUUUCGUGAGGAGUACACCUGCCUGGUGUAUGGGGAACGCAAGGCCUCCGUUAAGUUUUUCCAGCACAGACGCUUCUUUGAACUGAACUUAAACUGCAGUUCGGCGGUGGCUGGAGUUGUCAGGGAGCCUGAGGGCAGCCUGUUGGUGUACGAAGGAGACGGCGUGGUUCUGGACUGUCACACCACGCUCAGAGGACAGCACCUGACCUACCUGUGGGUGUCGCCUCACCAUGGAGCCGGUGCUCCACCGGAGAACAACGGCACUCUCCGCAUGCACGCCAACGGCAGCCUGGAGAUCGUAUCAGCGCAGGCUGAGGACUCCGGCGUGUACUGGUGCAAGGUCUUUGACACAGUCAAGAGGAACGAGUCAUGGGAGGUCAACGUGACAGUGUUGAUGCGGCACGACGAGGCCGAGCCUUUCAACACGGGGUUUACGACCCUCAUAGGGUGCGUGACGACCCUCGUCCUGGUCCUCAUGUACCUCUACCUGACCCCCUGCCACUGUUGGUGCUGCAAGCAGCCCCCGCCGCCGGGUACCCCCAGCCAAGCCAACGACCAGUGCAGCGCCCAGUCCUCGAUCCUGACCCCCCCCCCACCCACCACCACUGAGGGCCCAGGCCGCAAGAUGUGUCAAUCUACCUUUACUAUCACCGAUCAGACUCCUCGUCUGGGAGCAUGGAACAAUCUUCCAUCACCACGGUAACAUCAGACGGCAGGGCAACCGACAGAGGCAGACUCCGGAUGAUGUCACAAAAACAACAACAACCGAUUUCCUGAAAAAGAGAAGAAGUUUAAAGUCCUUAAAGUAGGACUGAAUAGUCUUCUAUAACCAGCUUCAACAAAUACCACUGUCUCCCGUAUAGGCACAGAGCGGUUCCUCCGUACACCACAAAUAAGAGCCAACUACCUAUGCACGUCUCACUCAAUCACUGUGAAUUGUAAUGCUUUUAAUGGAGCCACAAGGCCAAAGAUAUCAGUAUUAUUAGGCUCUCGGUGAUGAAGAGGACAAUGAAUGAUAUUAGCAAUCAUUUGAAACAUUAUGUACUGUAGAUAAUGAAAGUAGUCUUGAGUAACACAGUAUAGAAUGACUGACCUAUAGUAGCGCAGUAUUAUUUGUAGAUUAUUUAGUGUAGAUUAAUUGUAUAUUAUUUAGUGUAAAUUAUUUGGAGAUUA
Messenger RNA from Salvelinus namaycush (lake trout), 2990 nucleotides. Its product is annotated as amphoterin-induced protein 3-like. Bases 1 to 2520 code for a protein of 839 amino acids. Lineage: Eukaryota; Metazoa; Chordata; Actinopteri; Salmoniformes; Salmonidae. Gene Ontology annotation, biological process: brain development. Gene Ontology annotation, molecular function: protein binding. The record is from RefSeq and is a predicted model, not a curated record. The transcript has 3 exons.